UCGCAGAAAGAGAGACGGGAACCUGAGGGAGAGAGCGAGCUCUAGAUGCGACGGGAAUGCAAGUUUUUUUUUUUUUAACCACUUGUCCCCAUCUUUUUUCACUCUUUUUACUCGUUUUCGCUCCCUCCUCGCGUGGACUCUCUGAGACGAAACUCUAACUUAAUGUGUUUGUUCGCUUGUUUUAUUUUUUUUUUGUCUUUAAAGAAAGGAUCUCCAACUGUAUCGCCGACGCUGAAACCAACCUCGUUUGUUUUGGAUUAGCCAGCUAACGCUAGCUCUCCUGAACUCCCAUCAGCCAACGUUAACCAAAGAAGAAGAAGAAGAAAUAAAGAAGAAGAAGAAGAAAUAAACGGUUUGCUGAGGAGCUUGGUUGUCUGAUAAAGAAGCCAGAGCCUCGCCCGCUCGGUUUUCUCCCGUUGGCUCUUUUUUUUUUAUUUAUUUUUUUUUUUUAUGGGUGUUGAUCCGUUUGCGGCGCGAGGGUGAAGGAGUUCAGAGGAAGGUCGCAGUGUUUAGGAGACAAGGAGGAAAACUGCACGUUUUUUUUUUUCCUGCUAAGAGUUUCCUGGGAUGUACCUCCAUCGGUCUUAAAACGCAGAAGCACUGAUUCUGAGGAGUACUCGACUUUUUAAACUUUAACAGGAAAACAACCCCCCCCCCCCCCGAUAAAUGCAUGACAGCGGGCCUUACUGAAGGGACCUCCGAACUAAAGGGAUUAUAAUUCCACAUUUCUUCCACAUUUAUUGGAUUAUCAACAGCAAUCAGAUGAACGGGGACUGUCGCCUUCACUUAUGGAAAAUGAUUUUCACUCGCACAUGUGCUGCCAGAACCCAAGAUCACGUCAUUUAGUGGCUUCGUUGCACAAUUUAUUUAAUUUUUAUUUUUUUUAAACCGGGUCUAGAAAAAGAAAAGAAAAAAAAACUUGGCUGUAUAAGAAAACUCACUUCUAGCUGAUAUCCCGGACACACAUUUCCCCCCCUGAGGACUGGAGUUCCUGGAAUCUUCAGAGGGAGAACUACUUCAGUCAAGAUGAGGUGGUUGACGCCAAAGCUGCGAGCACAAACGCUGUUUUUGAUCCUCUGUACCUGUAUUAUAUGCAAGUGUGGGCUCAUAAACGGUGAAAUUUGUCCGAGCAAGAACAUCCGGAACAACGUGAACAACCUCCGCUCGCUGGAGAACUGCACCAUCAUCGAGGGCCACCUGAAGAUCCUUCUCAUGUUCGGGGCCAAGGCAGAGGACUUCAAGGGCCUCAGCUUCCCAAAGUUGCGUGUGGUCACCGACUACGUACUGUUAUUUAGGGUCUACGGCCUGGAGACCCUCAGCAACCUCUUCCCAAACCUGACAGUGAUCCGCGGCAACAACCUCUUCUUCAACUAUGCCCUGGUGAUUUAUGAGAUGCUGCAGCUGAAGGAGGUGGGCUUGCACAGCCUCAUGAAUAUCACACGAGGCGCCGUGAGAAUAGAGAAGAAUCCGGACCUGUGCUACCUGGCCACUCUGGACUGGUCCAUGAUCCUGGACUCUGUGGAGGACAACUUCAUCGUGGCCAAUAAGAACGAGCGAGAGUGCGGAGACGUGUGUCCUGGCAUAGCGCAGGGCCAGCCCAAAUGCACUCAGACCACCAUCAACGGCAACUUCAGGGGGAGAUGCUGGUCGCAGAGCCAUUGUCAGAAAACAUGCGAUAACUGUAAAAACGGCGCGUGCAGCAGUAAGGGCCAGUGCUGCCACGACCAGUGCCUGGGGGGCUGUUUGGAGCCGGGAAACGCCACCAGCUGUGUGGCCUGCAGGAACCUCCAGCAUGGAAAUGUGUGUGUGGACAAAUGCCCUCCUGGAUACUACGUCUUCCAAGGCUGGCGCUGCGUCAGCUUCUCUUUCUGCCAGGACCUCCAUUAUCAGUGCAAGAAAUCUAAAGAUGUGGAUGCCAGCUGCCACGAGUACGUCAUCCACAACGGAACCUGCAUUCAGGAGUGUCCUUCUGGAUACAGCAGCAAUUCCUCUACGUAAGUCUGGGUCACCAGUGACACACAUACAAACAAGCCACCAUCAACACAAGAGAAAACAAAUUUGUGGUUGUUUAAGAACACCAUAAUAUUUGUGGACAAAUGUGCAAAUACGCCGCUGAGUAGAGAGAUCUUCUACUUGAGUAAAGACUUAAUUUUCUCUUCUUUCUAGGAAUUUAAUCAUUCAGUUCUCCCCAUCAAGAAAACUAAUGGUUGUAUUCAGGCUGGAGUUUGGUUAAUGAUGAAAACAAACAAGCACCUCAUGUGGCUUUGGUAACCUGUUAGAACAGAGCUGCUCCUAUCAAAGGGAAUGUCUCAAAGUAGUCACAUUCCAGCUAAAAGUUCAGUUUUAUGAGUCACAAAAUACACUGCAUACCAUUUGACUUAACAAACCGUAGUAUUAGACUGAGAUCACCCAAUAUGGAGUUUCUGUUCAUGGAU
Messenger RNA from Cyprinodon tularosa, 2435 nucleotides. RefSeq names its product insulin receptor-like. NCBI's taxonomy places the organism in Eukaryota, Metazoa, Chordata, Actinopteri, Cyprinodontiformes, Cyprinodontidae. The transcript is spliced from 4 exons. The coding region runs from base 1027 to 1998 and encodes 323 amino acids. Gene Ontology annotation, cellular component: axon; insulin receptor complex. The record is from RefSeq and is a predicted model, not a curated record. Gene Ontology annotation, biological process: multicellular organism development; cell surface receptor protein tyrosine kinase signaling pathway; positive regulation of kinase activity. Gene Ontology annotation, molecular function: insulin receptor substrate binding; insulin receptor activity.